Messenger RNA from Neltuma alba, 1723 nucleotides. Its product is annotated as amino acid transporter AVT6C-like. Gene Ontology annotation, biological process: amino acid transmembrane transport. The transcript is spliced from 6 exons. Lineage: Eukaryota; Viridiplantae; Streptophyta; Magnoliopsida; Fabales; Fabaceae. The record is from RefSeq and is a predicted model, not a curated record. Bases 39 to 1349 code for a protein of 436 amino acids. Gene Ontology annotation, cellular component: membrane. Gene Ontology annotation, molecular function: L-amino acid transmembrane transporter activity.
CGCGCUCCUUCUCUUCAGUUCAUAAAUUUGCCGCCGGUAUGUCGCCGGCAGCCGGAAUGCACGUCCCUCUCUUGCCAGAAGGCAAAGUUUUAGUAAAGCCAGCCUCCGUCUCUGGCGCGGUCUUCAAUGUGGCUACCAGUAUAAUUGGCGCCGGGAUCAUGUCGAUUCCGGCGACCUUGAAGGUUCUGGGUGUAAUCCCGGCCUUCGUGAUGAUCCUGGUCAUCGGUCUCCUUGCCGAAGUUUCAGUGGACUUCCUCAUGAGGUUUUCGCAUUCCGGCAACACCACCACUUAUGCUGGAGUGAUGAGGGAGGCUUUCGGGCCGGCCGGAGCAUUUGCCGCGCAAAUUUGUGUAAUGAUCACAAAUCUUGGGUGUUUAAUUAUGUACCUCAUUAUCAUCGGGGAUGUGCUAUCUGGAAAUUCACCUGGAGGCGAGGUUCACUUGGGGAUUCUGCAACAAUGGUUAGGAAUUCACUGGUGGACUUCACGGGAGUUUGCUCUGCUCGUGAUAGUCUUCGUCAUGCUUCCAUUGGUCCUGUAUCGUCGUCUGGAGUCCUUAAGGUUCAGUUCUGCAAUAUCAACUCUUCUAGCAGUGGCGUUCGUGGGCAUAUGUUCUGGGAUGGCAAUCACUGCUCUGAUGGCAGGAAAAACAUAUCGUCCGAGACUGCUCCCCGAGUUAAACAGCCACACCUCUUUUUUUGAUCUAUUCACAGCUGUUCCAGUCAUAGUCACUGCCUUCACCUUUCACUUCAACGUGCAUCCAAUUGGGUUUGAACUUGCCCAGCCAUCUGAUAUGACAGUAGCAGUUCGAAUAGCAUUAGUUUUAUGUGGUGCCAUAUACUUUGCGAUAGGCCUAUUUGGGUACCUUCUAUUUGGGGAUUCAACACAAUCAGACAUACUCAUAAACUUUGAUCAGAAUACUGCUGGUUCUGCGACUGGGUCCUUGCUCAAUACCCUAGUCCGUUUAAGCUAUGCCUUUCAUAUCAUGUUGGUGUUUCCUCUCUUGAACUUCUCUCUGAGAGCCAACAUAGACGAGCUUCUCUUCCCCAAGAAGCCUCUGCUUGCCACAGACAACAAAAGAUUUGUGAUCCUCACUCUGGUUCUCCUCGUCUUCAGCUACCUCAUCGCCAUCGCUUUCCCUGAUAUUUGGUACUUCUUUCAGUUCGUGGGAUCAACUUCCGCAGUGUGCCUCGCCUUCAUCUUUCCUGGUUCUCUCGCUCUUAGGGAUGCUCAUGGUAUAUCGAAAAGAAACGACAAGAUCACAGCACUGAUAAUGAUCAUCCUGGCUAUAAUAACAAGUGUCAUCGCCAUUUCCACCAACAUAUACCACCUUUUCAGCAGCAAAUCAUAGAAUUGGUUGAUAUAGAAGUUUUGAUCAGGCAAGCACACAGGGUUAAGGACCAUUGCGUGGGUUGAUGAUGACGAUGCAUGUUUGUUUCUAGAGUUUUGGCAUCUAUAAUUGACAAGAGAGAGCUAUGUGUAGAAUUGUGGGCUAAAUAAAUAAUGGAUGCGGAUAUUUGAGAAUAUUUCUGUGAUUAUACAAGUAGUGUUGUUUAAAUGUCCAUCAUGAUUUGAUCUUGAUGUGAUGCCAAGUAGUGGUAUCAAUUUUUAAUACGGGGCAUGAUCUACCCAUAGUAUUUUGUAUGGAUAUUAUUUCUCCAGCUUUAGGCAACAUGUCACAUACGUGCACGUGCUAAGUUAAUCAGAGGUUGCUAUCAAAUAAAU